CGUCCUAUAAAUAAGACACCAUUCCCAUGCAUUUCUUUCUAUAUAGUCACAAAAAGAAAAGAAAAGAAACAAAAGGAAAUUAAUAUAAUGGCAACCACGCCAGGCUUCCUAACUAAUUGGCCUUGGACACCCCUUGGAUCUUUUAAGUAUGUGGUUUUGGCUCCAUGGGUGGCACAUAGUCUCUAUUCUUUUGUGACACGCGACGAGAGGGAAAGGGACUAUACAAAUUUCAUGAUUUUCCCCUUCCUGCUCUUUCGCUUCUUUCACAACCAACUUUGGAUUGGCUACUCCCGUUACCGAACCGGAAGGGGGAAAAACCGGAUCGUCGACAAACCCAUCGAGUUCGAUCAAGUUGAUCGAGAGAGUAAUUGGGACGAUCAAAUAAUAUUGAGUGGGGUAUUCUUUUACGCAUUCAACAAUGCACUGUCAAUAGCUUCACGGUUGCCGGCAUGGCGGACGGACGGCGUGUUGCUAAUGGCAUUUUUGCACGCCGGCCCGGUGGAAUUCCUCUACUACUGUCUGCACCGGGCGUUGCACCACCACUAUCUCUACUCCCGCUACCACUCCCACCACCACUCCUCCAUCGUCACCGAGCCCAUUACAUCGGUGAUUCAUCCAUUCGGAGAGCACAUGGCGUAUUUCGCGUUAUUUGCGAUUCCGACACUAACGACAGUGUUAACACGAACGGCGUCGAUCAUAGGCGUGUUUGGAUAUAUCACUUAUAUUGACCUCAUGAAUAACAUGGGCCAUUGCAACUUUGAGCUCAUCCCCAAAUGGGUCUUUACAUUCUUCCCCCCUCUCAAAUACCUCAUGUACACACCCUCGUUUCAUUCUCUACAUCACACCCAGUUUAGAACAAAUUAUUCAUUGUUCAUGCCCUUCUAUGACUAUAUCUAUGGCACAAUGGACAAGUCAACGGACACUUUGUACCAAACGUCCCUCGAGAGGGUAGAUGACUCUCCAGAUUUGGUCCACUUGACCCAUUUUACCAACCCGGAAUCCGUAUACUUUUUACGGAUCGGGCUUUCGUCUUGGGCCUCCAUGCCCCAGAGACACACGUGGGCUCUUUGGUUCAUGUGGCCGGUCACGCUAUGGACCAUGGUUUUGAACUGCGUCUACGCCCAAACUUUCGUCUUGGAGAGAAAUGUUUUGGACAAAAUCAAGAUACAAUCUUGGGUCAUACCAAAGUACAAAUUUCAGUACCUCCUGAAAUGGCAAUCCCAAGCCAUAAACAGCAUGAUUGAGGAGGCUAUAUUAGAAGCAGAUUCAAAAGGUGUCAAGGUUUUAAGCUUAGGUCUUCUAAACCAGAGUGAAGAGCUGAACAAAAAUGGAGAGGCUUACAUCCAGAAGUACCCAAAGAUGAGAGUAAAAUUAGUGGAUGGAAGCAGUUUGGCAAGUGCAAUAGUGGUUAACACAAUUCCAAAGGGGACUACGGAGGUUCUCCUUAGGGGAAAACUCACCAAAGUCUCCAUCUCCAUUGCUUGUGCAUUAAGCCAGAAAGGGAUCAAGGUGGUUACUUCCUCUGAAAAUGAUUAUGAGAAGCUUAAGCUCGCUGCUAAAUCCCAAAGCAACUUUGUCUUGUCCAAGAGUUUGACACAAAAGGUAUGGUUAGUUGGAGAUGAACUGACAAAAGAGGAACAGAAGAUGGCAAAAAAAGGGACACUGUUCAUCCCCUUCUCCCAAAUACCUCCCAAGAAAUUCCGCCUUCAUGACUGCUUCUACCAUUACACCCCAGCAAUGUUGGCCCCACCAUCUCUCCACAACUUGCAUGCCUGCGAGAAUUGGCUGCCGAGGAGGGCAAUGAGCGCAGCAAGGGCGGGUGGGGUCGUGCACACCUUGGAAGGAUGGAACGUGCACGAGUGCGGCUGCGACACAGAGAUGAUCCCAGUUGAUGACAUUGACAAAGUCUGGAGAGCUGCCCUUAGCCAUGGUUUCCGCCCACUCCCAUUACAGGCACAUCAUUGAACGAUGAGUUUUUUUUCGCCUUAAUUUCCUCCAAGUGCCUUGUUAUCCAUGGAUGUUGUGUGGACUGGUACUUUUUUUCUUCUCUGGAUUGUGUCAAAAGUUUUAAAUAUGUUUAUGGUCAGCAUUGUAUAUGCAUAUGAUGAUGACAUUGUUGUGCACCACAACAUAUGAUCUUGAAAUGUUAUCUCACUUCUUAUGUUUUACACUAAUGUUAGAACUCAGUUCACUCCAAUAAGGUAAGUGUCUAUAG
Cuscuta campestris is the source of this 2215-nucleotide messenger RNA. NCBI's taxonomy places the organism in Eukaryota, Viridiplantae, Streptophyta, Magnoliopsida, Solanales, Convolvulaceae. The record is from the annotation of a GenBank genome assembly.